AAUAUUAAUAAUUAAUUCAAAACUUGCAAAUUAGAAUAAGUUCGUUAAUUUAGUUUAUUGAAAAUGUCUGAAGAAACAAAUUCAAACACAACCAUUAAAAUAGAACCAAUCGAAUAUCCUCAAGUAGAACAAGAAUUUGAUUAUUGUCUUCAAGUGAAACAAGAAUUAGAUGAUUAUGAGGUAACAGAAAUAUGUCCAGAAAACCAACAAAUAUCUCUUUUGAAUUCUGAUGUAAAAAUUGAGGAAGAAAUUAAGCAAGAAACAAUUUAUGAGCAAGGUGCAUCCACAAGUAGAAAUAAAAUUGCCUUAGAAGAUAAACCUUAUGAAGAUGUCUGUAAGUCAAGUAAUAUAGUGUAUAAUAAAAAUAAAAGUAGCAAAUCUUUUGGCAGAGUUUCAGGCAAACGUAAAAAAAUCCAUAAUUCAAAACUUCACAAAUGUAAAAUAUGCCUCAAAACAUUUGCAAGUAAAGGCGCAUUAAGAAUACAUGAAAAGAUACACGCUGGAAAAUCCCUUUCUAAAUGUGCAAUAUGCUACAAAACAUUCAAUACACUACAAAGAUUAAAGCGACAUAUUAUGAUUCAUACUGGGGAACUCCCUUUUAAAUGUGAAAUAUGCUUUAAAAAGUUUAUUCUACUAAAUAAUUUGAAAGCACAUUUAACUAUGCACAGUGGAACACGUGCUCACAAAUGUGAAAUAUGCAACAAAACAUUUGGAACACCACAAGCAUUAAGAGCCCAUAAAAUAAUCCAUAUCGAAGAACGCCUUUAUAAAUGUGAGACAUGCAAUAAAACAUUCAAAAUAAGAAAUAGAUUAAUCCAACAUGCAAUUAUUCAUGUUAAAGAAAACCCUCUAAAAUGUGAAAAAUGUGGUAAAAUGUUCACAACAAAACAAAAAUUAAAUUAUCAUGCAAUUGUACAUGCCAGAGGAAGCGGUUAUAAAUGUGAGACAUGCAACAAAACAUUUACAACAAAAUUUGAAUUAAAGCGACAUAAAAUGCUACACACUGGGGAACGUCCUUACGAGUGUGGGAUAUGUAACAGGGCAUUCAUAACAAAAAAGGAAUUAAAUCUUCAUGGACUUGUACAUACCGGAGUACGCCGUUUAAAUGCGAGG
Ctenocephalides felis (cat flea) is the source of this 1113-nucleotide messenger RNA. RefSeq names its product zinc finger protein 525-like. NCBI's taxonomy places the organism in Eukaryota, Metazoa, Arthropoda, Insecta, Siphonaptera, Pulicidae. The annotation marks the transcript as partial. Gene Ontology annotation, biological process: regulation of transcription by RNA polymerase II. The transcript has a single exon. Gene Ontology annotation, molecular function: RNA polymerase II cis-regulatory region sequence-specific DNA binding; DNA-binding transcription factor activity. The record is from RefSeq and is a predicted model, not a curated record.